GCUGCUGCCAGCUCCGUCUACCAAGAUGGAGGGAGCGCCGCUGUCCGCCCCUCUCCGCCUGCUGCUGCUGCUGCUGCUCCCCUUGCACCCCGCUCCCGGGCGGCUGUUGGCCGGUGCCGCGGAGCCGCCGCCAGCUGCUUCGUUCACCCAGGACACUAUCAAAAUCAAUGUAACUACCCUGGGAGAUGAUGGGGAACUCCAUGAGAAGCAGGUUUUUCUUAAUAUUUUUUAUGAGAAUGGGCAGAUAUAUGUAAAUGACUUCUCCCUAAAGAGUGGAGUAACCCGAAUAAGGGGUGAGACCUUCAUAGUGGAAGAUGAAAAUUCAGAAAACAUGAAGGUCGAGGGAUAUUUUGGAACUGUCAGCGUACGGAUAUUAGUUCAUCAGUGGCCUCUGGCAUCUAGUUCCAGUGUGCAAAUGAUUGCCAUCCAAGAGGAGGUAGUGGAGGUUGAUGGGAAGCAAGCUCAACAAAAGGAUGUGACUGAAGUUGGUAUUUUAGUUAAGAACCAGAGAGUCCAAAGACGUUCUAAUUACACCAUUCCUUUGGAGGAAAGCAUACUGUAUUCUAUUCCCAGAGACAAUGACGUUUUAUUUACACUUCCUAAUCUCUCAAGAAAAGAUAGCCCUAGUCCAUUGCAGACAACCAGUCAGUACCUUAUCAGGAAUGUGGAAACGACCAUAAAUGAAGACUCAUUGCCUGGCAAGUUACCAGAAACUCCACUUAGAGCAGAGCCUCCAUCUUCAUAUAAGGUAAUUUGCCAGUUGAUGGAAGAUUUCAGAAAAUAUAUGUGUAAAUUCUGGAUCAACGUUUUCCCAGUACUUUUUAUGUUUAUGAAUAUCACAGUGCUUGGAAUUAUAGGAGCAGCUAUAGUAAUAGCCAUCUUAAAGGUGCUUUUCCCUAAUUAUGAAUCUAAGGGAAUUCUUCACUUGGAUAAAGUGGGCUACCAUAGGUACUACCCUAUCGACUUCUUAGAGACUACAGAGAAAUCAAAGGAUAAUCUUGAAGAGAAAAUAUGUAUUUAACACAUCCUUAACUCCAUUUUCCCAUUGUAGAAUUUGCUACUUAAUUCAUAAUUUCCAAUCAUUUAAUGAAAAAGUAUAAUUCAAAUAAGAAAUAAAAGUAUGUUGAAAAACAGUGCCAUAACUAAACUUGGCCUUCUAAGAGAGAUUGAAGAAUGAGGAUAAAAUAUUUGAAAUUACCUGACUGGUAAUGUCAGAUAUGACUUCCUAAGAAAUGGGAGAGCAGUAAAAUUAGCCAAACUGAAAAAGAAUAAGCAAAGACUUGAAGUACCUAUGUUUGCAUACCAAAAAAGACUUUAAGCCAAUAAUUCCAGAUGCCUUAUUAUUAAGAAAAUUACACCUAAUUUUUUUAUUGUAGUGUAUGAGGUCUUACUUUAAGCACUUUAUGAAAAGCUAAACUUAAGAGAAACCCCAGAAUUAAACUUUUUAAACUAUCUGACUUGUAUUUUAUAUAACAUUUAUGAUUUUGAUAAAGACCGUUGAGAUACAUUAUUACUUCAUUGUAUCUAUACCAAGGCCACUUAGCAGGAUCCAAAUGGAAUUGUCAAGUGACAUUCUUGCUGCAAAAGAAAUCUCUUGGGGAGGGAAGGGGUUGGGUGUAUACACUUUCUGGGGUGUCAUAGGUCAAAACUUAUGCUGGCAACUCAUUCCCCACAAUAAAAAUCAGUGACAAUAUUACUAAAUUUUAGUAAGCAAAUAAUACAAAGUUUUAAAACAAUCUAGUAGUGAUCUACUUGGUCUUUCUUAGCUAUUUUGACUUUGCUUUUCAAUGCAAUUAACAUAUGAAUGGACUUUAAAUACUAAGUAUAUUUAUUAACACUGGCAUUUCAAUGGAAUACCUGAAAAUGGAACAAGUUAUUUUGAGCCAUAAGAAAGUUUACUUAAGCUUUAAAGAAUAUUAAAUAAAAGCAAUGUUUUAGUGAAAUCUUCAAAGAUGGCAGAGUCUCUGCUUAAGCUCAAAUAUCCAGUUCUAGUUUUAUGGGACCUUGGGAUGUAUUUUGAAGCAAAUUUAUACAUAGAAACUUAUUCUAUAUAUUUAGAAGGGGGAAAUAUAAGAGAAAUCGUUUAACGUUUCAUAACUCAUUUGAUUUGUCAAUUCUAUGUCAUUUAUAGAAUGCCUUGGAUUUAGCUCCCAAAAUAAGCUAAAUAGAUUCUGAAUAAAACUUGGGAAAAUAAGUAUUUACCUGCCCCUACAGCAAAAUUCUACUACUCAGGGACAUGAAAGCAAAACCAGGUAAGACUCCUUAUACUUCUUCAAAUGACUAGUGAAAUAGGCAAAGUAAGGAAAGCCUUCUCCAGCCUGCACAGAAUCCUGCAAGCAGGAGGAAGGGCAGUGUAGGUCCGUGUUUCAAGUUAUUUCCCCUUUGGUUUACCUAAAUGAACAAAACAGUUCUUAAAAGUUAUAUCCAUGAGCAAAUGAGCCUGAGGUCACAGCUGGCUCCAUCACUACUUAGAUUGAAAAGUGGCUGGCUCAGGUUUUUUCCUGUAUUAAUAGAUGAAAUAAUGAAAAAAUAGGUGCCAUCUCUAAGUGUAUAUGAAGUUAUGGCCUAAAAUAAGUGUUAAUUAUGAAAUACUUUUAAGUAAAAAAGAUUUAAUGCAAAAGUAACAAACUGAGUCGAAUUUCCCUGCAGCUUAAAAAAAUUAUAUUUAUUCAGAAUCAUGAGUUCCUUUUAUAAUUAUCAUUAUGAAAGUUUAAAAAAAUAUAGCACUCAGUGCAAUGAAAUACUACUUUUCAUUACUAUUGAAACAACAUAAGGCAGGUUUCUCACAGUUUACUUUAAAAAAGAAUUUAGCAUGAUCCAAAUUCGUAUAUCCAUUUUUCAUAUCUUUCAAUGUCCGCAGCAGAUACUGAUUUAGAAACCUUUUUUAAAGCCAUUCCAAAGUCCUCCAUAGUUGUAGGCAUAUGCAUUUCAUCUCUGGAAAGAUUUCUGAUUUCUUCAGGUGUCAAACCUUCAAUGCGCCUCCUCAUGGCCAUCAGGGAUGCAUCUCUUCAUUUUAAAGAAAAAAAUCAAAGGUUAAAUCUUUCACAUGUCACAAGGGUCUGGCUAUAUGACCUUACUACCUGUGCAAUAGAGUUGUAUGAUAUACAUGUUUCCUUUACUUGAAAUGCUUCUGUACUAUGCCAAAUGACAAUUCCUAUCUUAAGGCCCAGUUCAAAUAACACCUCCUCUACAAAGCUGUCCCUAAUCUUCCCAAGAUGGAAGCUCUCUCCUGAUUCUUGAAGCACUUUUUUGGGUGUGUAUUUCCUAAGCACUUGUGUUCUAUUUUGUAUUAUAAUUAUUGGUAUAUGUGUCAUUUAUACCUACUAGACUGUAAGCUCCUGGACUGGAGGGCAAGGACCCUGUUUUUUAAUCUUUGUCUCCCCCUUGGCCUAACACAGAAUAGCCACUUAAUAAAUGUUUGUUGAAUAACUGAAAAA
Trichosurus vulpecula (common brushtail) is the source of this 3437-nucleotide messenger RNA. It is a transcript of the gene GINM1, whose product is annotated as glycoprotein integral membrane 1. The transcript is spliced from 8 exons. Lineage: Eukaryota; Metazoa; Chordata; Mammalia; Diprotodontia; Phalangeridae. The coding region runs from base 26 to 1021 and encodes 331 amino acids. The record is from RefSeq and is a predicted model, not a curated record.